Molecule: messenger RNA, 1612 nt
Organism: Sardina pilchardus (European sardine)
Lineage: Eukaryota; Metazoa; Chordata; Actinopteri; Clupeiformes; Clupeidae
Gene: rd3l
Product: RD3 like
Exons: 2
Coding region: 1-786 (261 amino acids)
Source: RefSeq, a predicted model, not a curated record
AUGCAUCUCUUCGGCUGGAUGAGGUGGCCUCGCCUGGACGCCGAGAGGACCAGUGGCUCCCACUCCCACUCCCACUCCACAGCUGCUGUUGCCGCGGCCACGGGAUGCCUCCCGAACGGCGUGCUCCUCCGCGAGCUCCUCUGGCACUUGGAGCAGCGGGAGUGCCUGCUCCGCGAGGAGGCCUGGCACCUGUACUUGUCGCGCCGGGGCAUCCAGGGGUGCCGGCGCCUGCCGCCGCCGCCAGCUCACGCCAUGCCGCGUCCACUCGUGCCCAGCGCUGAGAGGCGGCAGCUGGAGCGCCUGUGUGCCCGCGUGCCACCGUCACACACUGCAGCCGUGCUGUCCAGGUUCCGUGAAGUACUGGCCACCAACGAGUUUCUGCCGUGGGAGCUGGUGUGCGUCUUCAAGCAGGUACUGCGAGACUUCCUGGUCCGAGAGGAAGAAGGAGCCCUGAGACGUCUCCCUCCACCACGGACACGAUCACGACCACUCCCUCCGCCCCCUCUCACACCCACAACGCCAGCGCGACCAGUGGCAGCUCCGUCAGCACCACACUCUAUGGACUAUCGACUUAGCGGCAGUCCACCGAGAGACACGUCCAGCCCACCUCCCCCUGGGCCGGACAGCGUGGAGGGACACCGUCGGGAGGAGAUCCCAACCAUCUCCAGCUACGUGGACCGCCACCUGAGUGCUGUCUGCCCCUACGCUGUCCACCGCGACUGGAGCCUGCCUUACUGCUACUCGGUUCCUUAUGACUGUCCGGAGGCCUACGGCACCACUCUGUAGAGUAUCCCCUGAACAGAACAGAAUGAACAGACUGUAGCAAAGAAGUUAUGCUGCAUUCCAGACAACUUGGAUGUCCGACUUCAAUUCCAACCUUGAAGUUGGGGUAGAUCGACUUACACCGAGUUCAGAAGUGAACUCCAACUUCAAGUGCCGUUCCAUGGUACUUCUUCCCCAGUAGGAGGUCAGAAUUCUAGACUUCCGAGUUUGUCUGGAAUGAAAUUGGGAGAUUCCAACUAGGAAAUAUCUGACUUCUGAGUUGUCUGGAAUUCAGCAUUAAGACCAGUUCACCAUUAUAGUCCAUGUCAACUGCUGGAUUUCACCCUCAACACAACUGUCACACAAACACACACAGUUUAACUUCUUGUACCCGACAGUUGUAUGGCUUUUACUUACCACUAAAGGACAAACCUGAUUUUUUUUUUUCAAAGAGGGGAUCCCCUGUGACAUUGAGCCUCCUCCAUCUAUUCCAGCUAGCAUAAAGUGGCACAUUUUGUGUUAAAAAGUCCCAUAUCUUGAUCUGCCCUCUACCUGAUUUGUCCCACCAGUGAGUACACACUCUCCUCUCAAAACAUUGUAUUGUUGUUACCCCAACGCUCAGGGUUCUGACUUAUCCUACAAUGUCUUGUCUUGAUGGAAGUAGUGGUAAAGCAUUUUAUUAGUACUGGAGAUGGAAGCAUAUACUUCAUGUCUAUUUUAUUCUAGAUUUCUAUCAUUUGUUACAGCAGAACUAAGUUGAUCUGAUUUUGAAUAUUUCAGUAUUGCUGAUGAAACAAUGGAAAACGUUGCACACAAAAUCAAAGGUGUGUGAAGCUAAUACUUCAUGGAA